This is a messenger RNA of Dacryopinax primogenitus, 930 nucleotides long. RefSeq lists its product as uncharacterized. Gene Ontology annotation, biological process: protein targeting to membrane; peptidyl-L-cysteine S-palmitoylation. Lineage: Eukaryota; Fungi; Basidiomycota; Dacrymycetes; Dacrymycetales; Dacrymycetaceae. The record is from RefSeq and is a predicted model, not a curated record. Gene Ontology annotation, cellular component: endoplasmic reticulum palmitoyltransferase complex; extrinsic component of endoplasmic reticulum membrane. The transcript has 6 exons. Bases 72 to 830 code for a protein of 252 amino acids.
GUCAGCUCUCACUGGGCAACGCGUUAAUUCCGCAGUUUGGAGCGACUGGCGCGUUUACAAAUCCGGUUUCUAUGUCAUCACACCCUCCGUCUCCGCACCUCGGCCCCCCGAGCCCUAUGCUGAGCCUAACACGUGCAACAACGCACGACAACACGGCGAGCAACGGUCACUCGGACGUGGAGAAGGCGCCGUACAAUCUAUCAAUAUCGGAGCCUACCGUCGUCAUUAGCGAGAAAAGCAGCACGGGUCUUCUGCGCCACGGCACGACGGGGAGCGUAUGCAUGGAUCGAGAGCAACGGAACGGGAACGGGAGUAGGUUGGAGGCGGCCGAGAGAGGUGUAAAAGGCAGACCAAGCACGAGUGCGGAGACUGCCCCACGAAUACCCAAGUCGUCAUACUAUAUCGGUCCACCAUCCUCUACCUCCGCGUAUGGCACACCUCCCACCGGUAAAAUCGGCGUACACUACCCGAGAGAAAUUCUUCGAGUAGAGAGGGACUAUUCAGGAGGAGAGAUAAUACAGUUUCACCCUGCAUACCCGUUGGAGCUUGAAGGCCGUAUCACCCACACCCAGUUUCAGGAAACAAUUAAUACCAUCAACGAGCGCCUCAUUUCAGCUCACAGCCUGUGGUGGAGCUUUUUUGAUAACACUAUUGCGAUCCUUACUCUAUACCUUUCUUGGCUAUGUUUUUCCACUCAUUAUGAUCGAGAAAUGUCCAAGCUACGAGGAACGAUAGAUCAACUAAACAGGGAUGUGUACAACCCUGCCGGUCUGAACAUUCUGUGGCCUCGAAGCGUCGCUUUCCUUUUUCUUGAGAUUGAAUACUAUUAACGCUCGUUAACGCCUGACAUCCUCGCUUCCACCUGCGAGUCGGAUACGAUACUAUACACCUCAGUUCUAAUUCACCCUUAUGGCUGUACCACACAAUACG